Molecule: messenger RNA, 547 nt
Organism: Paramecium sonneborni
Lineage: Eukaryota; Ciliophora; Oligohymenophorea; Peniculida; Parameciidae
Source: the annotation of a GenBank genome assembly
AUGCUUGAUUAAACUCUUAAGUAUUUCUUUCAUUGAUUAAUGAUAGUCUUAUUUUUAAAGAUGAACAUAAUGGAAGCCUAGUUAAAUUAUAUCAUUUUAAAACAAUCUCAAAUGGAAUUGAACAUAACAAAUUUAACCACAUAAAAUAAUACUUCCAUAAACAAUCUCCUGUUUUAGUAUGUGAAAAAGAAGAUGAAAAUGAGUUUUCCUGUAAUAAUGAUGAACAAGAAUCUAUUGGAAGAACAAGAUCCAAAACUUAAGGAACUAAAAACAUUAUCAAACAUAAUAAACAUAAUGAUUUGACUGAACAACUUGAUUUAGCUAUUAAGCCAAAAGGAUUAUUAAAAAAUAGCAAUAAAAAAGAUACUUAAAGCUUAAAAAGGGUUUCGUUCUCUAUUCCAUCUCGUUGUACAUUCGAAUAUCGAUAAAUUGUUUAAACUGCGAUCAAUAAAUAUUAAGUGAAGUAGAAAAAAUGAAUCUUAAGUUGGUUUCAUCUUAUUUCUAUUUUACUAUUACCAAAUUUUGAAAUAAAAUAUUAUAUUCAUAU